AGGAGCUCCUCUGCAGACCAUGCCUGCCGCUGCCCCUCCGCCCCCUUGGGCUGCCCCAGGGGGCUCCUGCAGCUGCCCUUACCCCCACCAUCCCGAACCUCAAGGAUAUUUUGGUCAUAGUUUGAACUGCAUAAGCUCAGGUGUAACAGAGAGAAGAGUACAAGGUACUUGUCCUCCAACUGGCCGUGGAAGUUUUGGAAAGCCCUUCUUUGGUACAAACUGUUUCAUUUCGCCAUUUAUAAAUUCCCGGACUGGUUUCCACACUAUCCAUUCUGAAAACAGCCCAGUAAAACCAAGGAUUGUUACUGUAGUAAAACCCUGUGGCCAUACAGUUAGGAAGAUAACCUUGCUUCUAAAUCGGCGUUCUGUUCAAACAUUCGAACAGCUCAUUGCUGACAUCUCAGAAUCCCUGGGAUUUCCCCGUUGGAAGAAUGACCGCGUGCGGAAACUGUACAAUUUGAAGGGAAAGGAAAUCCAAAGUGUUUCUGAUUUCUUUAGAGAAGGUGAUGCAUUUAUAGCUAUGGGAAAGGAACAGCUAACCCCGAAGAACCUUGAAGUGGCAAUCCAAGAACUUUAUCCUGAGAAUCCUUAUGCUCCUGUUACUGGAACUAAACAGAACUGGGAGCAACCCCCCAAACCAAAAAACAGUCUGUGUGAAAAGGUUUCAAAAGUAGAAAAGUGCAUUGAGCCCAUCACUUCCAAGAACUGCAUGGAUGCUGUAUCUCCUAAAAUAAUUAACAGGCAUGAGGUAAAAGCUCAAAUCAAAGUCAGACAAGAGGAGAAGGUGAAAACCAAAAAGAAGUGGAUCAGAGACAAUUGGAAUGGAGAGCAAGAUGUGAAAUGUUCUAGAAAAGGUAGAGAAGUUGAGAGACAUUUUAAUCAAGAGAAAUGUUCUGAAAGUGAAGCUGGAAUGGGUCCGGAGAUGAUUAUCAGAUGUGAGAAAUGCCAAAGAGAGAGGCAGCUGAGACAAAAACUGCAGAAAGAAAGACAGGUUGAGCUUCCUUUUGAGUGCAGAGAUUUGAAUGUCAGAGCUUGCCAAAGAUAUCAUGUAGAAAGGCCAUCAAAGUUGAGAAACUGUAGGAGACUGUCAGAAAACUCAAUUGAAGAGACUAACAUUACUUGGAAUGAUUUUGGUUGUCAGAGUAGCUGGGCAGCCUCGCAAAGCCAUGCAAAUAAAAACAAUGAGAAGCAAAAAAGGAGCGUUGACAGGGAGCAAACUCUGGAAAGCCAUGACAAUCGUGAUGAAGAAUUGGGAAAAAUAAUGAAGCCUGUAGAAAGUCAACGUACCAUAGUAGGAGAUGCCUAUGAAUUAAAGAAAGAACACAGAAGAUGUUCUAGGGUGAAUCAAAGUUGUUGGUUGAUCAAAGGUUCUCAGAUGGAUGUGGAGAAACAAUCAGUUCAGGAGAAGAGAGAAGAGAUACGGAAAUCAAAAGAGCAAACUCUUGGAGGAGGAGAAAAAGUGACUCAUGAUGAGAAAGAACUGAAUAGGCAUGAAAGGGAGGAUGAGCUUAAAGUUAAUAAAGAAGGAAAUAAGAUACGCAGAGCCAGUGACACAAAACUGAGACAUGAUGUGUCUAGCAGAGCAGAUGUGGAGAAGUGCUACGAAAUUGGCAGAUCCAUUGGAGAUGGGAACUUUGCUGUUGUGAUGGAAUGUCACCACCGCCACACUGACCAGAACUAUGCUAUGAAAAUCAUUGAUAAGUCCAAACUGAAAGGAAAGGAAGACAUGCUAGAAAAUGAAAUCUUGAUCAUCAAGAGUCUUUCUCACCCCAACAUAGUCAGCUUGAUUGAAGUAUUUGAAACAGAUGCAGAAAUCUAUCUCAUCUUGGAAUACGUUCCUGGUGGGGACUUGUUUGAUGCCAUUAUAGAGAGUGUCAAAUUCACAGAACGUGAUGCUGCUCUCAUGAUAACUGAUCUGUGUGAAGCUUUGGUUUAUAUUCACAGCAAGAAUAUUGUUCAUAGAGAUCUCAAGCCUGAAAAUCUUCUGGUUCAGCGUAAUCCAGAUAAAACUACCACAUUGAAGCUAGCAGAUUUUGGCCUUGCAAAGCUGGUGACAAAACCGAUAUUCACUGUAUGUGGAACGCCAACAUAUGUUGCCCCCGAAAUACUGGCUGAGAAUGGUUAUGGACUAGAAGUGGACAUGUGGGCCACUGGUGUAAUACUCUAUAUUUUGCUUUGUGGCUUCCCUCCCUUCCGAAGUCAUGAACGAGACCAAGAGGAGCUAUUUCAAAUCAUACAGCUUGGACAUUUUGAAUUUCUCUCACCGUAUUGGGACAAUAUUUCAGCUGCUGCAAAAGAUCUGAUAAACAGACUCCUUGUGGUUGAACCCCAAAAGCGAUACACUGCUCAGCAAGUUCUUCAGCACCUGUGGAUCCAUACAGCUGGAAAAAACAGCAGCAGAAACCUGCAAAAGGAAGUGACAAUCAAUCUUGAGCGUCAUUUUCGGAACCAGCGCAAAGCAGAAGCUGUCAGUGAAGAGUCUUAAAGAGUGUGGCUGGACUGACCCUUGAGUCUACCAUGAGCACUGAGUCUACCAUGAAAGUGAUGUUACUAAUUUUCCUCCAUUUCACAACAUUCUCUGAAAAACUGAAUGCAAAGAAGACCCAAAACCCUGUUUUGGGUUGAGGAUUGAACUGCACAGCACUGUAAUGCCAUCUAGCCACAUUCCACCCUUCUUCCAUGGAGCAGUUUUUCAAUUUGAAAAGAAAAUAUUGUUUUUAAGAGGAAACACUAAGAAAUUUGGGAGGGGAAGAAAGUGGUAUUGGAUUUACUAAAUCCUACAUCUUUUAUUGGCUUUCCAAAUGUGCAAAGAGGUUGGGCUCAAUUUUCUGCCGAUGGUACAUCUAUAGGCACCCAAAGAGUUCUUUAAUCUGCUUCUCCGUAGUUUUACACCUCGCUCUAAGAAUUAGGGCAUUAUGUUUUAUGUGGAAGAAAUAUUUUCAAAUAGAUCUUAACUACCUUGAAAAAUGCAAACUGUGAAGGCCUUGUUCAACAGCUGUUUAAUUGAGGAGUCUGAUUCUGUUUGUAAUAAUUUAUAUGUUUACCUAUGGGCCAGGAUCCAAAGAGCUAGUUUAGUUUGUCUAAAUGCUUAGGUAUGAAAAUUCUCCCUGGAUUUUUAAAAGAACUUAAAACAGCAUAUGUAGUUAUCUCUCUCUCUCUCUUAAAAAAUCUUCAUAAGUUUCAAAGUUAGUUCACCAUGUGGCAUGGGACUUCUUUCUGACAAAUCAGCUCUUGAGCCUAUAGAUUUAGCUAUAUGUUCUUUGGCUCAUGACCGUAGAAUUCACGUCUGGUCUUUCAUUUUCUCUGUAGAUUUAAAGCAUUUGUAUAUUUUAUUAAUACAGAACUGGGUGAGGGCACUUUCUGUAUGUACUAUGUAUAGUAUAUGUUAAAGCCAUGUUUCAGAUGUAUAUUUUGUAUUAUGUGUGUUUAAUAUGAAUUAUAAGAAAAAUGUAAUAGGAUAUUGUGCUAAUAGCAUGUAAAGUAUGCUAACCUUAUUUUCUUCCUCCCAAUAUAAAUAGUAAAACAUUGGAGCACAUAACACAAAAACUCCCUCCUCUUUAGCCAAGAUGUUAAAAAAGUAAUCCCUUUGUCGAGUGAAACAUUUUAGUUAUUUCCAAUAUUGUGCAAACAGAAUCUUCUUUGAGGUCCAGCAUUUUUCUUUAGAACAUCCUAUUCAAACUAACAAUUGUUAGUUUCCUCCUUCAGUAUAACUUUUAGGAGACAGUCUUAAGACUGAGCAAAGAAUGUUUUUAAUGCAGAAUUUGCAGAUUGAUUAAUCCUGGGAGUUGUAGUGCAUUCAAGUAGUAUUACCAGGGUCUGGACUAACUGUCCCUAAGAUGCCUAGGGCUGUUUGUGUUUGGGCUUCAGGUGUGGGUAGACUUGGAGUGCAUGCAGCUUGGAGAGGAUGGAAUGGUAAAGUCUGGAGUGGUCAUUUCUGAUAUAAAUCCUGAGAGGUUGUCCAUUUGCCUAGCCUGACUGUCAGACCAUUGGCUUAUGCCUGUUUUCCCAUGGAAUCCAGCCUCUACCUUCUACUCUAGACCAGGGCAAGUGUUGAGUAGGAAAGAAAAUGAAGCACAGUAAAAUUACAAUGGGAGAGGCAGUGUGGUGUAGUGGUUUGAGCUAUGGAUCAUGA
Molecule: messenger RNA, 4132 nt
Organism: Sceloporus undulatus (fence lizard)
Lineage: Eukaryota; Metazoa; Chordata; Lepidosauria; Squamata; Phrynosomatidae
Gene: DCLK3
Product: doublecortin like kinase 3
Exons: 5
Coding region: 20-2485 (821 amino acids)
Biological process (GO): protein phosphorylation; intracellular signal transduction
Molecular function (GO): protein kinase activity; ATP binding
Source: RefSeq, a predicted model, not a curated record